GUCUCCAUAGAGAUAUUGGAAAGUGGUGGAUCGGGAAUACCCAACAAGAAAUGGCUUCGAUGAUGCUCGCCUCCUCCUCCUCCUCCUCUGCGAUUGCAGGGACAAGAUUGCAAGUGAAGGGAUUGCCCUCUCUCAGGUCUGCUAGGGUUGCUACUCUGGAUGUAAGGGCAAACGUCAAGAAGAUCAAGGUGGAUCAGCCCCUUGGACCUUGCGGUGACACCAAGUUCAAACAAGGCAAAGAUGCUUCUGGCCGUGCUGCCAAGGGCAAAGGAGUUUAUCAAUUUGUGAACAAAUACGGCGCUAAUGUUGAUGGCUAUAGUCCUAUUUAUGACCAAAAAGAUUGGUCUCCCACUGGUGAUGUCUACACUGGAGGGGUACCUGGUUUGAUUAUAUGGGCUAUCACAUUGGCAGGUGUAUUAGCUGUAGGUGCCUUCCUUGUUUAUAACACCAGUGCCUUGUCUGGUUGAACAAGAGUAUAAUAUGUAAUCUUCUAUUAGUUUUCUACAUCUCAUUUUUAGAAAGAUAAGAAACAUGUAAAAACCAUUUCUUAUUUUCAAGAAGGAUUUAUGUUUUUGUAUUUA
Messenger RNA from Cryptomeria japonica (Japanese cedar), 581 nucleotides. RefSeq names its product photosystem II 10 kDa polypeptide, chloroplastic. The transcript has 3 exons. Bases 51 to 467 code for a protein of 138 amino acids. Gene Ontology annotation, cellular component: thylakoid membrane; photosystem II; photosystem II oxygen evolving complex. NCBI's taxonomy places the organism in Eukaryota, Viridiplantae, Streptophyta, Pinopsida, Cupressales, Cupressaceae. Gene Ontology annotation, biological process: photosynthesis. The record is from RefSeq and is a predicted model, not a curated record.